Molecule: messenger RNA, 1434 nt
Organism: Rubroshorea leprosula
Lineage: Eukaryota; Viridiplantae; Streptophyta; Magnoliopsida; Malvales; Dipterocarpaceae
Source: the annotation of a GenBank genome assembly
ACCAUCAAUGGUGGCGGAGCAUUGCAAGAUCCAACUAGAUUUUCCCUUUAUCUCUUCUCUCUUACCUUUCACGAAGGGGAAAGGAAAGCAAGGAAAGGAAUUCCCUGUCCCUUGAUUUUCCUUCCGUUUCUACUCGUGUAGAAAGAGAAUUGGAAUUUCAUUCCUUGCUGCAUAAGGAUCCAUCCGUUUCGGUUCUGACAAUCGGAAAAGGGCGGAAUUCGGUUCUCUAAAUCGAGGGCUUCCGUUAAUUCCGAAGAAGGGGUCCAGGAUCCAUGGGGAACAUCGGAAGCACUAGCAUCAACGGUGGUCGCCGGAGGCACGGGAGUCACGGGAGCCACCCGCCUCCUGCUCCGCCGCAACCUGAAAUUUCAGGCAAUCAUUACGUGUAUGCGGCCGCCAGGCCUUACCCGACGCAGUACCCUAACCCUAACCUUCCACAACCACAGUACUACCCUUACCCUGGAUACUACCGGCCUCCGCCACCGACGAUGCCAGUCCCACUUCCAGUGCCCUAUGAUCUCCAUCACCCCAAUUGGGCGCAGUACACGUGUGGGCCAAUGAUGCGGCAGCCAGCGCCUUUCGUUGAGCAUCAGAAUGCGGUUACCAUACGUAACGGCGUUAACGUAAAGAAGGAAACUUUGAGAUUGGAGCCGGAUAAGGAGAAUCCGGGCAAGUUCUUGGUUACUUUCACGUUUGAUGCUACUACUGCUGGGAGCAUCACUGUUAUUUUCUUUGCAAAAGAAGGCAAUGAGUGUAACCUUACUCCAAUGAAGGUAAAUUAUUUAACACCAGUGACAAUGCAUUUUGAGCAAGGCCUUGGCCAGAAGUUCAGACAGCCCUCUGGAACAGGGAUUGACUUCUCCAUGUUUGAGGAGUCAGAGCUACUGAAAGAGGGUGGUGAAGUGGAUAUUUAUCCUCUAGCAGUUAAGGCAGAGGCAUCCCCUGUCAACCAUAGUUCAGAAGGGAACCCAGUAACAGGAGCCACAAAUUCUCAGAUAACUCUGGCUGUGUUUGAGAAGGAGAAAGGUGAAUACCAGCUGAAAGUAGUGAAACAGAUUCUCUGGGUACAUGGGACGAGGUAUGAGCUCCAGGAAAUUUAUGGAAUUGGGAAUUCCGUUGAUCAUGAUGGUGAUUAUGAUGUUGAUGCUAAUGAUCCGGGGAAAGAAUGUGUUAUUUGCCUUUCAGAACCACGGGAUACAACUGUCCUUCCCUGCAGGCACAUGUGUAUGUGCAGUGGCUGUGCAAAGGUCCUGAGGUUCCAGACCAAUCGAUGCCCAAUUUGCAGACAGCUAGUUGAAGGGCUUUUGGAGAUAAAGGUGAACAAUGGCACUGAUGAAUGAAAAGAUGACAUGUUCUUGUCACUAGCUUGCUUGCUGUAUAGUAGUUUGCUGUCUUUCUUUUGAGGAAAGGUGCAAAUAAAAAUACUAACUUUGU